UUCGCGGCCAUGUUGAAAAUUACAUUGACAGUUACUCCUUAGGAAAAUCUCUGAACUCACAAAACAUUGCGAAAAAUUCGUUUGGAGAGUUUUACAGAAACACAGUUUUAGUCUGCUUGGCGUCCGCUUGAGCGUUUCUUUCAUUCCUAUGAAACUCCUCGAUCCAGGAGAUGGAUCAGGAUGAAAGGCAGAGAAAAUUAGAGGCCGGACGAGCAAAGCUUGCUAACUUUAGACGGCGUCGGGCGAAAAGCGACAGUUCGAGCACGCAGAAAAAGACGGCGAAGAGGAAGGGCUCGACUGGCCAGACAAAUGACCAGUCAGCGCAAGAGCGUCACCUAGAGGAACCACAGACCGACGAUUGUCAUGGAGAGAUCAGCAAGGAAUACUCAGAGGCAUCACUCAGACUUGACAGCACAGACAGCAGUGUUUCAGAUGUCCAUCAGUGCAGCAGAGAGGCCGAUGAAACCAAUGCCCAGGAAAAGAGCUCCUCCUCUGAGUCUCUGGCAGAGUCAGAGCUGCCCGAUCAGGCUGAAGGCGAACUUGCAGAAAUGAUUAUAGUUGCACAUACUGGCAAAGAACAACUGAAGCAAUUGCAGGCUGCAGUAGAGAAACGGAAUGAGAUCAUAUCACAGCUUAGUAAGAACCUGCAGGUGGCGCUGCAGAGCAGAGACCAGGUACAAUUGGAAGCGCAGCAGCUCACGGGUCAGAUUCAGGCACUACAACAGCAACUACAGCAGGCUAAAGAAUAUCUACGUAGCAAAAGUCAAGGGUGUGUGGAUCUGACCCAGGCUGCUCAGAAUCAGCUUCACGUACAGUUGGAGGAGACACAACAGGUGACUAAGGAGCAACAGUGCCUCUUGGCCCAAAAGGAAGCUGAGAUCACAGACCUGCAACAGAAAUUGUGUGUCAUGGAAAAAUCCCUCUCUCAGCUUCAACAUGCCUUUACCCAGAGAAGUGCUGAUCAAACAGAUCUAAGGCUUGACCAUCACGGUGAUUUUGAUUUAUCCACUGUGAGCCUUCUACUCCCAGAUAACAGUCAUGACUCAAACUUUGAAGCUUUACUGCGAAGCCUUAGAGCUGAGUUAGAGGAAGAGCGUAAGAACAGCCAACUAGCUCAAGAACAAAUAGAAGCAUUUCAGAAGAGGGUACAGAGUCUGGAAAAUGAGAAGACCCAGAUGGAAGCUCAUCUGGCUGUGUUUGCUGAAACACAAGCCCAGGAAGCCCAGAAUUAUAAAGUAGAAAAAGAUGAACUGAACCAAGAAAUGGCCAGGUUGGAUAACCUUGUCAAGGAGCUUCAAAAUCGUCUUCAUGAAGAGGAGGAGACAGGGCACCAUAUGCGUUCCAAAUAUGAAGCUGAUAUUUCCAAUUAUGAUCUCAGGCUUCAGACUCUUGAGGAGGAAAGGGAGUUGAAUGUAGCUCAGCUUACCGAAGCUCACGAGGCUGCCCUUAGGCAUCUGCAGGAGGAGCACUCUGACGAGAUCAAUCGUAUCAAGGAGCUUCUGAACCAGGCCCAAAGUCAACAUUCUGAUUCUCAUCAGGACGUUUCCAAAGACAAUGGUGCAGAUAUACCCUGGAACAUAAUCUCCAAAGAGCACUACAAUGAGGAGACAGCCAUUGAGUGUGUUGCCAGAGACAACUAUAGUUUUGAUGUCUCUGCAGGGGGUUUCCAGGAUGUUCUGAUGGAGCGAUACUUGGCUUCGGAAGGGCCUCAAGAAAGUUCAUUACUUGAAAAGAGUCUGGAGGAACGCAGCCUGAUGGAGAACUCUGAGACGUCCAGGUUUGAGCUAGACAGUGAGGUCUUGUUUCAUGCUUCAGAUUACCCUAACAAUGUCACAUCUGAUGGUGAGAAAUCAGAGCCAGGACCGUCCGUAGUUUCUGGCAUUGAUGUGCACCAACCAGAUGAAAUGUCCUUUACUGAUGCCCAGUGGCAAAACUCAACCUCAGCCGUUGAAGAGCUGAAUGAGAGUACAGGCACUGUGGACUUGGCUAAAGAGCUUCUGAUCCAGCAGUGCAGAGACCUGUCAGAGCAGUUAGAGGAUCGGGAGCGGCAGCUCGAGGUUCUUCAAGAAGAGGUUCGGCACUCUGCGGAAGAGGUCGAGGAGGCACGGGAGCGUUGGAGCAAAGCUUCGGAGGAGCUUGAGGAAGCUAAGUGGGAGCUGGAGAUGGAACGUGAGAAAAGAAUUCAGUACGAGGAAGUUAUCAGCCAGAAAACGAAUGAAGACAACCUCAAAAACAUACUGAGUGACCUGCAGGUUCAAGCCAAUGCAAGGAUAAUGCCCAACAACACUGAUUCCAAUAAGACCUCAAUCCCUUUGUCUACAGAGGAGUUGCUAAAGGAACUAAGGGAAGAAAAGGCCCAAUUGGUGCUACAGCUCAAGCUUCAGGAGCAGCUAGUAAAGGAUGUCCAUGAACAGAAAGCAGCAGGUGACUCUGUAAGUAGUGAGUUUUCGUCUUUGCAAGCUCAGAGAGAUGAAUUUCAACUUCAGCUGGAGCAGCAAAGGGAAAAACACCAAGCUACUUCAGCGCUGCUUGGUCAAAGGACCUUACAGCUGGAUCAAGCCAAUAGAGAGCUUCAGCAGCUCAAAGCUGAAGUAGAGGAGAAAGCUGGACGGUUGCAAGACUUGGAAGAAGAGAAGACAGACCUAGAGUCUAAACUAGUGUGCCUUAAAGAGAACCUCACCAACAUGGAAGAGGAGAAAGCUACCCUUGAAAGACGUCUUCAAGUUUUGGAGGACCAAGCAAAGAGCAUGGAGAAGGUUCUAGAAUCAGAACUGAAGAACUUUGAGCACCAACUUGAAUCAAAGAAUGCAGAGCUCAAAGAAGUAAGGGAAGCACAAGAGAAGGCAGAAGAGGAAUACAUGGAAAAGGAGAGUGCCUUAAGGAAAGAACUCCUCACAGUCAAACAGGAUCUAGAGGAAAGACAAAAACAACAUGAGGAGGAGCAGAGAACCCUGGAAGAGAAACACCAGAAAGAGGUUAAAUACUUGAAUGUUCGAUUUGAGCGGGAACAUUCUGAGCAAUCUGCUCAUCUGGAAGAUGAGCAGAAAAGACAGAUCAGCUUGAUCAAACAGGUCUAUGAACGGGAGCAUGAGAGGGAGUUGAUGCAGCUGGCAGCCCAACAAAGCGAGGAAAUUGGCAGACUUAAAGAUGAGCUUGUCAGGGAGCUUCAAGACGGGCUGGAGGCUGCACACCAGGCUGAACUUCUCCAAACACAAAGCCAGCACAAGCUGGAGCUUGAAGCCUUGCGUCUCAGCCUGACCAACUUGCACACAGCCCAGCUGGAGCUUUCUCAAACCAACAUGCAGAAAGAUAAGGAGGUGGCCCUCAGUGAGCUGCAGACCAUGUUACGAGAGAAAUGGGCACAGGAGAGUGCCAUGCUGCAGACACGCCAACAGUUUGAGCUGGAAAGAAUCCGGGAGCAGAACCAAGAGCAGGAGCAACGAAACCAGCGUCUGCACCAACAAGAGAUAGAUAAUCUGAGUCAGGAGUGGGAGAGGAGAGUUUUGGAAGAGAAAAGCUCCGUGGAACAGUUGCAGGCCUGUAAACUGGAGGACCUAAAAGGCAAGUUGCUAUUGGAGGCUGAAGAGGCAAAAACUGAACUUGAGAGUAAAUUAAAUGAUGCCCAUCUUAAACUGAGUGAUACCCAAGUUGCCCUCACUGAGGCUGAAGCAGCUCUGUCUGAGACGCAGUGUAGGCUAGAAGAACUGCAGCGUUCCACAGAUCAAGACAUCAAGAGUCUGGAGAAAGAGCUCAACCAGGCCUUGACUGACAGGGAUGCUGCUGCACGUGCAGUUGAGGAGUUGGUUGCGUGUCACAAGGCAGCACUGCAGGAGCAACAGGAACGUGCCCGAGCCUUGGAACAGAGAGAAAAAGAGCUGAUGCAAGAGGUUGAUCGUCUACAGUCAGAAAGGGAGGAACUGAAGGCCAGUUCAGAGCAGGAGAUCUCAAACCUCUGGUCCCAGCUGGAGUGCAUGAGAACCAACAGACAGGAGCUCGGAGAGCUGAAAGAGCAGCUGUUAGCACGCUCAUCGCGGGUUGAAGACAUUGAGCGACUGAAACAAGAAUUCGCUCAGCAGCGGCAGGAAAUCAAAGAACAGAAUGAGGCAGAGCUGGAAAACCUCCGCACCUAUUUCGAGCAGAGACUCCGGGUCACAGAAGAGGGUCAUCGGGAAGAAAUCGCACUCCUGCAGCUUCGCCUCGUAGAGGGAGCCCUGGAGGACUCUAUACUGAAGACUGGAGAUGAGAGGUUUCUUCUCUCAGAAGGGAAGAGUGAAGACGACAGGAGUGAUGCUAUGGCUGAGAUCACAAGACAACUGGAGAAACACAAGGAGGAGCUGGAUUCCCUUCGGCUGCAGUUAGAGGGGAGACACCAGCAGGAACUGGAGCAGCUACGGUCCAGCAUGGCUCUGGUUUAUAAAGAAGAACUACUCCAAGCUCGCACUGAGCUCACUGACCGAUACUACAAAGACAUCGACCAGCUCAACACCAAACACGCCCAUGAACUAGAGCAGCUCCGUGCCAAACUCUCAGACAACCAUAUCAAAGAAAUAAACAAGCUGCGGCUGCAGUCUGCACAAGACGUAGCGAGGCAGGUGGAGGCUGAGGUGAAGGAGAAGACUCAGCAGCACCAGGCCAAAGUGAGCCAGCUGGAAACCCAGCUAUCUCAGCUCUCCCUAAAGCACUCAGAGGAACUGGAGAAAGUGGCGGAGCAACAUCGUGAGCAGCUCAGACAGAUGGAGGAGACACAUCAGAAAGAUGUUGCUGAAGAGUUGAGGGUGCGCCUUGAGGAGGCACAGAAGGCAGAGAGGAAUCGUGUGAGUGAGGAGUUGACUAAAGAGCAGGCCCGACUGAGGGAGCAACUCCAAUUGCAGGCUGAGGAGCAUUUGGCUUCCCAGAGAGUGCAGCUUCAGAGAUCUGCACUUGAAGAGAAAGGGGAGUUGGAGCAGAGGCUUCUGGAGGUCCAAAAGCUCCUGGAUGUGGAAAGGCAGAGCCUUCAAGCACUGCAGAAGAGUCUGGAGUGUGAAGAGAACCCUCAGGUGGUGGCGUUGAAGCAGAAACUUCAGGCUCAAUACGACAGAGAGAUGUCCACUGCAAAGAGUGCCAUGGCAGCAGAGGUAAAAGAGCUGAACACUCUACUUCAAGAUCAGAUGGAGAGCAAGCUACAAGAGGCCCUCUGCAGGCACCAAGAAGAGCAGAAACAACUGGAAGAGAAGUUGACCCUUCAAAGAGAUGCUGCCUUGGGUCAACAGAGAGAACAGCAUGCCGUGGAGCUGCAGGCCCAGAAAACACUCCUGGACCAGCGAGCUGCACAAUUAGAGCAUCUUGAGAGGGAGUGUCAAGAUCUCAAAAUACACCACCGAGAGGAACUGGAGUCCCUGAGGACCAAUCACAAGACGGACUUAGAGACCUUGGAGAUGGAACUUACAAAUAAACACAAGGCGGAGCUCGACAAAUUAGAGGCCGUCCUUCAGGAGACCAACUUGGCACAGCUUGAAGCUCAAGAGGCGGAGCUUCAGGCACGACACAAACAAGAGAGGGAGGAGCUUGAGGAGAGGCUGUUGGCAAACAUGGAUACCCUGGAGAGCACAUACUUGAAGGAAAUUCAGGCAGUACGGGAUGAGAAGGAAGGAGAACUGCGUGACCUUCAAGAACACUAUACUCGAGAGAUUGAGAGGUUGAGAAAGGAGGAGCAAACCAUCAGAGAGGACCUCAGGAGUGAGCUUGUUAAGGUCCAUAUGGAUAACUUCAGCGCCAUGACAAGAGAGUUGCAUCAAGCUCAUCAGGCGGAGAUGUCUGAAGCGGCCUCCUCUCAGAGGGCUGCUCUGGAUGAUGAGCAUCGACGUGCUCUGGAAGCUCUUCAGCAACAAGUAGUUGCUUUAGAGAAGCAGCAUAGCGCCGCCCUUUUGGAGAUCACUGAUAUUGCCACUGCAGAGAAAAAGCAACAUGAGCAAGAACUGGAUGAGCUGGCCACUCAACAUCAGCAACAGCUUCAGGAGUUAAGGGGAGUGUCUGCCAGGGAGCUGGAGGCUCUGCGUAGGGAAUUAGAAGAAGCAGCGUCAAGGCAACGCCUCCACUUCCUGGAGGAGGCUGAACUUCUCAAAUGCAAGUCUGAGGAGCAGCUGCAGCAGAAAAUUGCACAGUUAAAGGAGGAGAGUGACCAGGAAAAGGCUGUUGCUCUUGAGGAGCUGGAAAAGACUUUAAGACAGCAACAUGAGCAAACUGAACUCGCCUACAGUGACAAGAUGAGCCAACUUACUGCACAACUACAGCAGCUGGACACUGUAGUGUCACAGCUGCGAGCGGAGGUGAACGGGCUGCAGGUGGAGCUAGAGGGCAAGCGGGCAGAGAUGGACACACUGGAGACGCUCCUGCAACGCAGAGACCGGGAGAACCAGGAAGGAGACAAUCUACUGGCCAUGCUCAGAGCAGACCUCAACACGGCCACACAGGAAAGACAAGACCUGCAAACAGCACGUGACAAACUACAGCGGAUGCUCAUAGAGAUGCUUCGGAUCACUAUGGCAACAGAAGAGCACAUCAGCCACAAGUUAGGGGCUUGUGUGUCAGGUGGUCGGUCUGGAGACAAAACGCCCAUCUCUAUGACAGCUAGGAGUAGCCGUGAUUCACAUGAAAUGGGAGAGGUGAUUGGCACAGAGAGAGAUGCUGAUUGUAGUGUGUGGUCUUCGGCCGUGGAUGAGGGGUUGGAGUUGUCUCAGAGGCUGUGUGAGAGUGUGUUCUCUGGGCCGGAGGGGGAGAUGGAGGCAGAAGGAGAGGAGCUCAUGCUAGGAGCCUGUACACGUCUGCGCACCGCUGUGGAUAAACUACUGGAGCUGCUAUCGGAGUCCUCACAACAGUUGGAGCAGAUGUGUGGUCUGCAGGCCGUACUAAAUGAGCGAUUCAGAGAUGGAGGUGAGGCCGGAGCAUCUCUUCUUUUUCAAAACUCUCAGCUCCUGGAGCAGCUGGAUCAUGAAGCCAGUCUGAAGAGCCAACUACAAUUGGAGCUGCACAAGGCCGAAGGUCUGAUGGAAGGCUACAUAGCUGAGAAAGCUGUUUUGGAGGAGGCUCUUCAGCAGAAGGAGACGAAGGAACAGCGUCUGGCAGAGGAGCUGGAGAGCACACGCAUCCAACUCCAGCAGCUCAGCGAAAAUCAUGCCCUCCUCCUGCGUCAGAGAGAAGCCUUGACGGCCAGCCUCGGAGACACAGAGAAGGCUCUGCUGGCGGAGGCUGAGCGUCUGGGGCAGGAGUGUGUGGAGGUACAGAUGCAGGCGGAGAAGGACUGCAGUGGGUUGGCGUCUCGUCUGCAGAUGCUGGAGCAGGCCCUGGAGGAGCAGGAGAGCCGUGCACAUCAGCUGGAGGAACAGCACCGCCUGCAGACUGAAGACCUGCAGCAACACAUUGAUGCUCUGGAGAAACAGCUCAAACAUAACCGCCAGUUCAUAGAUGAACAAGCAGUGGAACGGGAGCACGAGAGAGAUGAAUUUCAGCAGGAAAUCAAGAAUCUGGAAGCUCAGCUGAGACAUCCAUCUAAAGGACACACAGGAGGAGACAGCAAGGGUCAAAGGGUGGAAAGCCUUCAGGCUCUGAUCAAAGAUAAGAUGGAGGACUAUAGUGAACUCUUGACAGCAAAAGAGCAGUGCCAGCGUGAUGUGGAAGAGCGUAAUGAAGAGAUUGAAAAAUUGGCAACUCGUAUCCGUGAGUUGGAGCAGGCAUUGCUGAGCUGUGCGGAGGCCAGCCGAACUGUCACACAGCUGGAGCAAGAACUUCAGAAAGCACGCAAGAACCUUCAGGAGCUCACACAGGAUAAAGAAGCUUUGCAGCAGCAGCAGUAUGCUAAUAAACUCCAGAUCUCUGCUCUACAGUCCAAACUCGAUGAGACUAGACACCGCUUCCCUGAUAUGAUCCCUGACCCCAACCUCCGAGAGCAGCUGGAAGCUACACAACAGGAUCUGCAGACCAAAGAACAACAGGUGGAGUUGCUGUCGGAGCGUCUAAGUGAGCUUGAGAAGGAUGUAGUAGUGAGGGAGGAAGAAGUCGGACAACUAACACUACAGCUGGAGCUCAAAAACAGAGAGAGCAGAGCUACAGAAGAGCAGCUCCACGCUCACAUCACACACCUGCAGGAGACUGUGGACACUCUGACAAGACGGCUCGAAGAGGGCAGCGAUGAAUCCAUCCUUCAGCUGCCUUCUGCCCUUCUGGAGGAGAAGAAUCUGGAGAUCGACCACUUAAAUCAGCAGAUCCUCCAGCUGCAGCAGGAGCUGGACAUGACCAACGAUAAUAAGACUCUAGAGGAAAAGCAAGCCGAGAUAGAAGAGCUGCGCUCUCUCAUCGAACGCCUUCGUUGUGACCAGGAACGUUUACGGCAGGCAAAGGAAGAGGAGACUGAGCAGCUCCAUGAGGUUAUUAACAAGCUUCAAGAGGAGUUGAGCCAGCUUGACCCCAACCAUCAUGAGGUCAGUGACCCCAGCACUGACAGCCCCGAGUCCUCGUACUUUCCCUGGUCCACUCAUCCUCGCCAUCAGAGGGCAUCCGAGGAAAGCCUAUGCCAGGAGCUCAGCAGCCACACUCUGCAGUCGUCUCUUGCUCGCUUGCAGGAGUUACAGACUGAGCUGGAACGUGCCGCCGGGGAGAAGGAUUCUCUUCAGAGGCUGUUGCUCUCCCAGGAGGAACAGUAUGGAAGUCAGGUGGAGGUGCUUGGCCGGAGUCUCGGAGAGGAAAGGGGGAAGGUGGUCCUGUUGGAACAAGAGGCAAAUGAGCUGAAAGUACAGCUAGAGGAGAAACGGACAGAAGCUGAGCGAUUGGUGGCCCGUGUGGAAGAGUUGGAAGCUACAGAGCGAGCUCAUCAGUCCAGCCUGAGAGAGUCGGAGCUCCAGUUGAGAAGGGUGGAGGAGAGAAAAGAUGAGGUCCAGCAGGAGCUUGACAGGCUGCAGGAGGAGGCGAAGAACCAGCGAGUUGAGAAGGAGCUUCUGGAAAACCAGAUCUCAGAGCUGCAGCACAAAGAGGAUCAGCAUCAGAAUGAGCUGGCUGCUUUACAGUCCAAACUCACAGAGCUUGAGGAGCAUGUCCAAGUAGGCAGAGCCAGCAUCAGUGCUUUGGAGACCAGCAAAAGAGAACUGUACAUGGAGAAAGAGGCUCUGAGAAAACGGGAGGGAUGUCUCCAGGAGGAAAUAGAGCGUUUGAAACAGGAAAUUACUUCAAAGAUGAACUACAUAAAAGAACUACAUGAGCAACAGGAGGAGAUGGUGGCUAAACAAGGGGAAGCCCAAAAAGAAGUACUGACAUGUGCUGAAGAGACCUUGGCUAAAGCUGAGACUGCUUUACGCGAGAGGGAACAGCAGCUGAUCCACCUGAGGGCGGAGCAUGAUGCUCUAAGGGCGGAGCUAACAGCAGUGAAGGAGGGGCUUAGUAGCAGCACAGAGAGAGCAGAGAAGCUACGGGAAGAGGGACAGACGAAAGAUCGUGCGUUGGCUGAUCUCGAGGUCCAUAACCAGGAUCUGAAGGUGGAGCUGCGGAGACUGCAGGAUGACCUAGCUGUGCAGGAAGAAGAGCUGGCCUAUCAGCAGAAGGAGCUAGAGCAGCUCCGACAACGUUGCAACCUGCAGGACCACCAUCCCAAACACGGUCACUGCUUCGUUGAAGGCCUUUCCCAUGACCCGUCCCUCUCCGCUUCCCUAUCUUCCCCAGAAGUACUGCGGAGGUUGGACUGCAGCGAAGAGCGCCCCUCUCGUUUGCAGGUAUCUCACCUCUCAGAGCUCAGUGCACUACACAACGCCAGCCUGGAGCUCCACAGCAAGCCUUCACCCAUGGAUCGGGACAAAGAGAGACCACACGCCAGACAAACGUUUAUCCCACCUUCAGAGGAAGUUCCACCCAUCACACAUUCCGCAUCCCCAUGCUCGCUUUCUGUGUCCGAACACCUCUCUGUGCUCGAUUCGCUGGAUGCAGAUAAGGUUGAUGAAUUGGACAAUUCGGAUGUAACGCCAUCUCGGUCUCCACUUGGAUCCACCUCUCCCGAGUCUGUGCCGGAGUGGGUCAGCGAUGGAUAUGGCAGCAACGUGAGCUCAGAGUUAGAGGCCAUGCUGAAGCUUGAGUUGGAGAAUACAGAGCGUUUAGAUGCUCAUUUUGUGGAGUAUCUGCGCUGCAGAGGAAUGUCACCUGCUCAGUACACAGAUAGCGCUGCAGGCAGCAUGCAUGAGAGCCAUGACGCCCUCACACCUGAGUUACAGGCAAUGUUGAAACGUGUCUACCAGGAAAGCUGCAGAAUCCUGUCUUUGUCUCAUCGCCCUGCCCCAUCUGGCCAGUCUCGCCCAGAUUCUGAGCCUGCCCCGCCCCCCUCCUGGCAAAGGGAGAGACGGGCCUUACAAGAGACCAUCCUAUCGCUCAGAGAGCUGCUCUGCAGGAUGGCUGACAGGGAACCCAGGACUGACAGUGGGGACGUGGACUGGAGGCGCGAGCUGUUGCAUGCAGUCCGCAGUGUGUUUGACAGUGAACGGGAGUGGCUUCACACUCAGCUUCAGGCUUUCAUGACAUCCAGCACUCAGAUGGACCUCACCCCUUUGCUGGACCAGUUGAAGAAACUGUUUCAGAAACAGGAGGAGCAGCAGUGGAGAUCUUUAGAGCAGCUGUUCAACGCAGACCGUCACAGUCUUUUGGCUGAGGUGCGCAGCCUGCAUGCGCAGCUGCAUGCAAGCACCCAGCAGAGUCAAGAACAGCUGCGGCUGCUGCAGGAUUCACUCCAAACUGCAAAAGAACAGGGUACGGAAACGCAACAUCAGCUGCAUAGAGAUGUUGAAGAGCUUGAGCUGCUGCUGCAAAAGGAACAGACGGUGUCAAAUGAUCUGCGCUCUACUCUGGAGGCUGAAAAGAGUAGAGGAUUGGAGCAGCAGGGACAGUUAGAGGCAGAGCUAAAGGCCGUGUCAGUGCUGAAGGCGGAGCUAGAGGAGACCAGACUGCAGCUUCAGUCAGCAUACCAAAUUCAAGAGGAAUUAAAGAGCCAAAUUCAAAAACUCAGGCUGAAGCUGGAAAAUGUUGAGGCUGAACGUCAGGCCUGUCUACAGGCAGUGGAGAAAGAGCAGGCCAGAUUACAGGAACUGCAAGAGGACCUUCAGCAGCAGCAACUCAGCAGUCAACAAACAAUUGAGCAAAACCAACAAACGCAGGAGUCUUUGCACCUGGCUUUGAACGAGCAAGCAUCACGUGUCAAUCAGCUUAACACUGCGCUGGACCAGGAGCGCAUCACAUGCAGUAACCUGCGCUCUGAGCUCCAGAUCGAGCAGUCUCGCUGUGAGGCCCUAAUGGCCCAGGAGCGAGAACGCACUGAACUUGCACUUUCCCGCCUGGAGGAGGAACGCUCUCGAUCGGCGGAGCUCUCGGAAUCGCUCUCCCGCCAAGCCCAGGAACACGCACGCCGUUUAGAAGAGGAAGCCCACAGACAGGAAGCGGCCAGUGCCCACGACAGAAAAUUCAUUCAGGACCUACGGGCACAACUAGAACAAGAGAGGCGUCAGGGGGAAGACCUGGCAGCCAUGUUGGAACGUCUGCAAGGGCAGGUGCUGGAAGGAAAGCGCAGGCAAGCGGAGGAGGCAGAGCAGGAGGCACACAAGGAGCAGGAGGAAGUGAGGAGGCUCCGUGCUGCUCUGGAGGGCCUGCACACUCAGAAGUUGGAAGUCGGGCGCACUCUAGAGGCAGAGCGAGAGAGAGCCGCUCAGUUACAAGUGGAGCUGAAUGUGAUGAAGGAAAAGAUGAGAGUGGUGAAAGAGAGGGAAAGAGUGAGGGAGGAGGAGAUGGAGAGGAAGAGGAGACAGGAGAAACAGGAGCAGGUGGAAAAGGAACGACGACAGGAACGCACCAACGAGAAACUGUUGGAGAUGGAGUUGUUGCGUCAGAAGGAUCAGCAGAGAUUGAGGCAGCUGCAGCAGACGCUUGCUGACUUGGAGCGGGAAGAGAAACAGCUCACAUCAGAACGCCUGCAGAGAAACACACACUCCAAUGGCCUGACCUUUGACCAGAACACACUUGUAAAUAUCUCUCAGGACUCUACCUCAUUCACUCCCUCUCUAACGGAGCGUUUGCUGAAGGAGAACUCUGAGUUCUCUGAGUGUCUCGCUGCUCUGAGUGAGGAGAAGAUCUCCCUCAAACACACUAUAUCCUGUCUGGAGAGAGACCUGCAAAGCCUGAAGCACCAGGAGCAGGUGAAGUCUCCUGCUGUUACAGAGCAGUGCAUGUUAUCGGAGAAACUGGUCUGGCAGAAGGAAAAAGCAGCUCUUCAGGCUGCGUUACGAAAGGCAGAGGCUGAACUGUCAAAGGUCACAGCUAGCAAUGAAAACAGACCCACACAUGACCUCUCAAACAACAAGGUGCAGCGGCUCUAUGAGAGAUACCUGCGAGCAGAGAGUUACAGGAAGUCGCUGGUGUAUCAGAAGCGCUAUCUGCUGUUGCUGCUGGGAGGGUUUCAAGAGUGCGAGCAGGCUACACUUGCGCUCAUAGCACGUAUGGGCGCACAGCCAACGUUAAGCCAAUCGCAAGUCUCUAGACCUCUAAACCGCUUCAGAACGUCUGUCAGAGUAGUCAUCGCUAUCUCAAGACUGAAGUUCCUGACCAGGAAAUGGCAAAGAGCUACAAGGAAAAUCUCAGUAGGCUGUGCCACUGUUAACGGCCAUGGAACAGGACCAAGCACAGUUCCUGCUUUGAGGACUGAAGUGCUGAGGCCGCAGCAGACUGGAGUUGCGUUCAACUCUCCACCCACCCGUGAACAUGCUUUUGCUCAAAGGGGUGUGGUCUCGUCUCUAGUACCACCAAUCAAAUCACCCUUUAGGCUGAAUAGAAUGUACACAAGUUCUGUGCUGGGACCAGCUGAGCGCUCCAUCAGCUCUUCCCAAGAUCAGGAACGUUCCCUUACAGAGUAUAUCCAACAUCUGGAGACUGUCCAUCAGCGUCUGGGAGCCGGUCAUCCAGAUUCACCAACAGUGCUUCCAUAUGCCAGAAAGUCUGACCGAUGAAUGAAGAAAUCUGACCACUAGUGCCAGUCUGUUCAAAUUUUUUUUUUUUUUUUUUUUUUUUUUUUUUUUACACAUUCAUAAAUAGUUUUUAAUUGCUAUCUUCUUGUUGUUGUCAUGCAUUUUAAUUUCAGCUAAAACGUCACCAAUAACGUGGUUUUUUAUUUUAUUUUAUUUUUUUGCAACCAGUGCUGGUCAUUUUUUCACUUUGUUUUUUGUAAACAAUUUUCAAUGGUCUGUAAAUGUUCACAGUUUAUAUUCUUUUUUUCUUUUUUACAUGUUGUCCACAGUAAGCAUUUAAGACUUUUGCACUUGAAUUUGUGGUUUUUAAUGGAUGUCACUGUUUAAAUGCACAUGGUUGGACAUGUUUUGUAAAAUGUUUUAUAUAGUUUUUUAUGGACAGUAUUUCUAUGAAAAUCAAUAAAUAUUUUAGUCUAAACUGAA
Ctenopharyngodon idella (grass carp) is the source of this 13439-nucleotide messenger RNA. It is a transcript of the gene pcnt, whose product is annotated as pericentrin. The record is from RefSeq and is a predicted model, not a curated record. Bases 171 to 12998 code for a protein of 4275 amino acids. Gene Ontology annotation, biological process: signal transduction. Gene Ontology annotation, molecular function: molecular adaptor activity. Lineage: Eukaryota; Metazoa; Chordata; Actinopteri; Cypriniformes; Xenocyprididae. The transcript is spliced from 53 exons.